This is a messenger RNA of Durusdinium trenchii, 1039 nucleotides long. NCBI's taxonomy places the organism in Eukaryota, Dinophyceae, Suessiales, Symbiodiniaceae. The record is from the annotation of a GenBank genome assembly.
AUGGCAAGUCCUUCGGAAAUGGAACGGUCCGAGAGAAAACGCCAGUACUCAGCAUUGAGACGGGCAAUCCACCGUGCAGCAAAUCCCGCUCUCACUGCCAAAUUUUCUUUGUGCAAUGACACCGAGCGCUUUGCAAUGCUGAAACAAUGGGUGGUAAACCCAGACACCUCCUCAAUUGAGAUUGAGGAACGCUACGUUUCAUGGGUGGAGGAGCUCAGGACAGAUCGCUAUGUUUCAGUCUCAAUCUUCCAACUCGAGAAGAUCUAUGGGAAGAGUACUGAGGCGAAGAAAUUCAUCGCGGAGCUGUGCAAGGGACACUUGGAUUUCAUCGGCAUGUUUUCUUUGGAAGGGAUCAACUUCUCACCUUGCCAAUCCACCCUUGUUCAAUCCCGUCAAUCCCUGUGCAAAUCAGGACAGGAGGGCACUCCCCAUCCCCAAGCGCCAGAAUCCAAGAAGGGACGCAUCUACAAGGUCCUCAAGGAGGUGAUCCAUGAGCAGAAGCAAGGCAGUACAGGGUCCAGCUCAAUGAGCUUGAGUGGGCGUGUCCGUGGGCAAGCAGCCAAGGAGAUGCUGAGCAAACAGCUUGGCAAGGCUUUGGAUGGCUUUGGUCAGGGAACUCUGGACCUGAAGACUGGUGCUUUGCAAUGUCUUUGCCAUGUUUUGGGGAUGACCCUCAUCAAUCGUGGCCGACAGAAGGAAAAUUCGCCCAUCUAUUUCAAGCAACACCUUGGCGUCACCUCGCUUGGCAAGAGCGGAAAGAAGUACCCAUCCCUGGCGCAAAAACACCUGAAUGGAGCAGCGGGGUUGGACCAUUUGGUCUUUGACCAAGCUGCAAGACACAACCCACUUCUCCUGAGCACCUAUGGAGAAGAAGAUUUUGUAGGGCGUGUGAAGCGAUUUGCCAUGCUGUCCCAUCCCCGUCAGAUGGGGAAGCAAGUGUUGCUGCGUUACAGUGCAUACUGUUGCACGAGGUGGAUGAGGAACCUCUAAUUCAAAAGAUGGAUUUCCAUCUCCAAAUUCACGGGAGGUUCAUGCGGGC